Molecule: messenger RNA, 1111 nt
Organism: Setaria italica (foxtail millet)
Lineage: Eukaryota; Viridiplantae; Streptophyta; Magnoliopsida; Poales; Poaceae
Product: glutathione transferase GST 23
Exons: 2
Coding region: 237-905 (222 amino acids)
Biological process (GO): glutathione metabolic process
Cellular component (GO): cytoplasm
Molecular function (GO): glutathione transferase activity
Source: RefSeq, a predicted model, not a curated record
GAUGUGACAGGGUUAAAGUUCAUGCUUCAGUGACCAGAGAUCUUCCGGCACUCUCCUCCUGUCCUUGUCUGUUGUGACUCACUUUUAAAUAAUACCAUAACUCCUUUGGAAGGCCAACCAUGACCCGGAAUCCAACCGUUGACUUCGGAGGGUAUCCUGAUCUAUAAGGGGACAAAAUCUCUUCAUCUCUCUUGCAACAACAGAAGCACUAGCAGCAGAAGAGCGGAGCUCCAGCAAUGGCAGAGAAGGGCGUGAAGGUGUUCGGCAUGUGGGCGAGCCCGAUGGUGAUCCGGGUGGAGUGGGCGCUCCGGCUCAAGGGCGUGGAGUACGAGUACGUCGACGAGGACCUGGCCAACAAGAGCGCCGACCUGCUCCGCUACAACCCGGUGACCAAGAAGGUGCCUGUGCUCGUCCACGACGGCAAGCCCAUCGCCGAGUCCACCAUCAUCGUGGAGUACAUCGACGAGGCCUGGAAGGGCGGCCACCCCAUCAUGCCGGCCGACCCCUACGAGCGUGCUCAGGCCAGGUUCUGGGCCAGGUACGCUGAAGACAAGUGCAACGCCGCUCUGUACCCGAUCUUCACCGCGACCGGCGAGGAGCAGCGCAAGGUGGCGCAGGAGGCGCAGCAGUGCCUCAAGACCCUAGAGACGGCGCUGGAGGGGAAGAAGUUCUUCGGCGGCGACGCCGUGGGCUACCUCGACAUCGUCGUCGGGUGGUUCGCGCACUGGCUGCCGGUCGUCGAGGAGGUGUGCGGCGUUAGCAUCGUCACCGACGAGGAGCUGCCGCUGAUGAAGGCCUGGUUCGACCGGAUCCUCGCCGUGGACGUGUUGAAGGCGGCCCUGCCCGACAGGGACAGGCUCGUCGCGGCCAACAAGGCCCGCCGUGAGCAGCUCCACUCUGCGUAGAGACGGCUGGUGAUUCUAGUGUAGCUACGCUUUGCUUCAUCAACGCCACCUAUAGCUGAAUAAGUUGCACUAGCACGUUGGGCGCGCAACAGAGGUUUGGAAGACGUGUCAAUCUCUGUCCGUUUCAGAACUCCAGAGUUUUAUCCGUACGCUGUUGUAUCAUAUGAUAUGAUAUGGUAUUGGAUACUUAUCCGUUAAUUCCCUCA